UCCUCUCUCUCUUUGUCAUCAUUUCUCUUCAUCAUCAAUUUUGUUUGUAUCCAUUUUUUUUCUCUUCUUUUUUCUGCUCCUUCAUUUUCUCUCUCUCUCUCUUUUCUCUCUUGCUCUCGUUUAGUGAUUGUGUAUAUGUGUUGACUGUGUGUUCUAAUCUCAUCAUCUUCAUCUUUUUUCUCUUUUUCCAUCAUCAAUUUUGGCUUUUCUAUUACACCUCAAACCAGGAUCAUUUUUUGUAUUAUUCAGUUUAUUUGGAGAGAAAAAUUCGCUCGUAUUAAAUCAUCAUGAAUCCUGGAGAUUUAAUUCUUGUUACCGGUGCUUCUGGAUACGUUGCAACAAGUGUGAUUAAACAUUUACUCGAAGAAGGUUUCAAGGUUCGUGGAACAGUUAGAAACCUUUCCAAUGAAGAGAAAACGGAACCUCUUCGAAAAUUGACCAACGCCGAUAAAAACCUUGAAUUGGUUGAAAGUGAUCUACUCAAAGAAGAUACAUGGAAAGAUGCUGUCAAGGGUAGUAAAUAUGUUAUUCAUGUUGCAUCUCCGUUCCCAUCGACCAUUCCAUCGGAUCCUGAAGAACUGAUCAAACCUGCUGUAGAUGGUACACUUAAUAUACUCAAAGCUUGUGCUGAAGUUGGUGGCAUUAAACGUGUUGUCUUAACCAGUUCAAUUGUUGCUGUUUACGAUCCAUCUAUCCCUCCUCCCAAGGAACACGAAGAGGAUAAAGCUUUCAGUGAGGAAGAUUGGACCAACAUUGAGGACCCGCAUCUUGAUGUUUACGCUAAAAGUAAAGUUCUGGCUGAAAAAGCUGCAUGGGAUUUCAUCAAAGAAUUACCUGACGAGAAGAAAUUUGAAUUAGUAGCCAUAAAUCCAGGUCUUGUUUUGGGUCCUCUUUACAGUAAAGUAGUUCCCACCUCUUUGGAUUUGGUCCGUCGACUCUUGGAUCGAGCUACUCCAGCCGUGGCUAAACUCUGUUUACCCAUUUGCGAUGUUCGUGAUGUUGCUGCUGCCCACGUCAAGGCUCUCUCAGUACCUGAAGCUGCUGGACAUCGACACAUAAUUGUCACCGACUCUGUCUGGAUGAAAGAUAUCGCCAUGGUGUUACACAAAGAAUUUAAAGCUCUUGGUUAUUCCAUUCCCACCGUAGUUGCACCCAAUUUCUUUGUAUGGGUCUCUAGUUUCAUGGAUAAAACUUACAAGCUUGUCCUUCCACGACUUAGUCGAGAUUUCAAGUAUGAUACCAAAAGAAUGACCGAAGUUUUGGGCAUCACUCCAACAGAUUACGUUAAAACUAUCGUUGAUAGCGGUCAUAGUCUGAUUGAAAUGGGAGCUGUUAAAAAGCCCAAGAAAUCUAAGAAAGCCAAGGAACCUGAAAAAAUCGAUGAAAAUGAAGAUAAAGUCAACGAAGCUAAAGAUGAAAAUGGAGUUUCUAGUGAAUCAGAUUCUGCUGACAAAGCAGCUUCAACUGAAGCAUCAGCCACAGCCGCUGUAUCUUCAUAAAGAUAAUGAUGUUAGAAACACAAUCAAAGAUGCAAAAAACAAUAAUAACAAUUGAAACGCUGCGCACAAGCUACUACAAUUUUCAAUCACUUUUCAAAUUUCAACACAAAAAACACAAGCAAACAAAAAAAUAUUCAACUUUUACAUAAAGAACCUCCAAGACUCAAGAGUUUUUUUUCUAUUAUAUUAAUUAAUUUUGAAGAUAUUAACCUGUCUUCUUGAAAAAAAAAUGUUCGAUUCUCUAUUCCUGCUUUAAUAUUAAUUCCUAUUAAUCUCACAAAUAAGAUAUUCUAAUCUCUCUCUCCAGUCAUUUCUAAAUGUUUCUACAAUUCAAUCAUUCUAUUAUUACAAAACUUUUCUACUUGUCGAAUUUGUUUCCCAUUUUUACCAAUUCUUUUUUUUACUCACCAUUAUAACAAUAUUCAUCUCUCUUGACAGCUCCAAAUCCAAUGAUUCCAUAAAACGGAAAAGGAAACUCAGCACAAUUAUACUUGGAAAUACGUUUUCCUCUUUCUCUUUUCCUCUCAUCCAUUUCUGUCUGUUUAUUUUUCAAUCGCUUAUGAUUAACAAAACUAUUAACUUUCUAUGUUAAUAAAUGCAUCUCUCUCCCACCAUAA
Panonychus citri (citrus red mite) is the source of this 2116-nucleotide messenger RNA. RefSeq lists its product as uncharacterized. The record is from RefSeq and is a predicted model, not a curated record. The transcript is spliced from 6 exons. Gene Ontology annotation, molecular function: oxidoreductase activity, acting on the CH-OH group of donors, NAD or NADP as acceptor. NCBI's taxonomy places the organism in Eukaryota, Metazoa, Arthropoda, Arachnida, Trombidiformes, Tetranychidae. Bases 288 to 1499 code for a protein of 403 amino acids.